This is a messenger RNA of Halichondria panicea, 2340 nucleotides long. RefSeq names its product exocyst complex component 5-like. The transcript is spliced from 21 exons. Gene Ontology annotation, cellular component: exocyst; cytoplasm. The coding region runs from base 133 to 2235 and encodes 700 amino acids. Lineage: Eukaryota; Metazoa; Porifera; Demospongiae; Suberitida; Halichondriidae. Gene Ontology annotation, biological process: exocytosis; Golgi to plasma membrane transport. The record is from RefSeq and is a predicted model, not a curated record.
AUCUUAAGCUAAUUAAAUUAUCACAUGAGACUCAACAACAGUGCAGUGUAAGCUUAGCUAUAAUUAUAGCUCUGUGCAAGCUCCUUCAAGGCUUUUUCAAGGCUUAAUAUUAUAUGAGUGUCCACUAAAGAGAUGUCUGGUCCCUCGCUAGAAGAUUUUAAACCAGAGGCCUUCACCCUCGAGAAGUAUGUGGAGAAACUGGCUCAGCUUAACCCGGACACUGGCCUGGGACCACUCAGCAAGAGCAAGUCAAAGCCAUUCGAACCUCAGGUUCUGUUAGAGUCGUUUGAGGCGAGUAUGCAUGUUCUAGAGGAUCUGACUGAGAAAAACCAGAGGAAGGUGGACAAGUUGGAGCACGUCUGUGUCAAGAGAGAGGAGGAACACAGGAACAGAAUCAAAGAUCUGGACUCUACUUACUCGGAUGCAUUUACUGAGUUCCAGGCUCUGGAGGAGAGGAUAACCAACGUCUCGACCAAGGUGGUGCAUUUGGGGGACCAGCUGGAGAGCUUGAACCACCGUCGAAUGCGUGCCGUGGAGGCCCAGUCUCUCAUGACCUACCUGGGAGAGUUUGAGGAGAAGUCCAAACCAUCCAUUCCCAUGUUCACAGAUCCUGCUCGAAAACUCGAUGCUGCUGACCUCAUCUUCAAACUGUACACACUGUCUCGUGAGCUACCCUCAGAGAAAAAAUACACGAAUGUGAAACAAAAUAUCAAUGCCAAGUUUGCGGAGACUGAGAGUCAACUGGUGGAUGGAUUCAUUGAUUCACUACAGUCCUUGGACACUCGGAGAAUGAAAGAGUACGCACAAGCACUGCAGUCAUUUAAUUUGGGAACAGCCAGAGUGGUGGAAAACUACAUUGUUCACAACAUGCCUAAAGCCACUCAUUACAGCUGUGCAGACGAGAUGUUCAGUGUGGUCGAGGGAAAGUGUAGAAAGGCACAUGAUCAAAUGGUUGAAGUGUUUCAUAAUCCUGAUGUGGUCUUGAUCAAAUUUCUGCAAGCUAUUGUGGAUAAAGUAUUAGGAAAGUAUAUUGACCAAGAGCUGCAGGGCUUAAAGUUGCAGUCUGGGGACAAGGAACGCUACUUGGUUCGACUUCACGCCCUCUACCAGAAGAGCAUGGCACUUCAGCAGAACAUUGGCAAGUUUGAUGCCAGCAUUGAGCAAUCCUUUCUCUCCAAGAUGAUACGAGUCAACCUCUUCAUGAAAUAUCUCACCUCUUACUCUGAGAUGGAGCUUGCUCACCUGAAGUUCCGUUGUGACCAUGCCCUCUCUGACUUCCAGGACAUGGUCGGCAUCUCUUUGAGACCAGGAGGAAAGAGUGUGACUAUAUCUCAGGGUGAUCCUGGAGAGACGUUUGUGUCUCAGGAGGUGUGCACUAGCAUCCUGCACGAGGCCAAGGGCAGCAUCAGACGAGCACAAGAUCUCCUGGGAGAGAGGGAACUGUCAGAGCUGGUACAGGGAGUGUACUUUGCCAUCCUGGACAAGGUCUGCACUGAGCACUUCCACACUGCACUGGAUAUAGGACAAAACGUUGACCCCAAGAUGUCCCCUGUUGGUCACUUCUGUGUGGUAGUGGGUAACGUCAACUGUAACAUGCACCUCGUGGACAAACUGUUCAGAGAAGCCAUACUACCUUGCAUACAUAUUCCCUCAGCGGCUACCAACUGUGUUGAGAAGAAGAGAGAUGUCAUCUCGAAACUUGAGGCAAAGAUAGAGAGUGGAAUAGAGAAGAACCUUGGCUGGAUGGUGAGCACUGUCAAGAGCAUCCUGGUAGCCUACCAGAAGAAGACAGACUAUAAGCCUGAGGGCAUAGCGGUGGCAGAAGGCUCUCAGGCGUGUAGCCGCUCUGUGACGUACAUGAGCCAGUGUUGUCGUGUGCUGAGUGAAUCACUAGAUGGUAAGAACUUGGAGGCAGUGCUACUUGAGCUGGGCACUCGACUGCACAAGGUCAUCUUCGAGCACGUCCAAACACAUUCCAUUAAUGAAAUGGGUGCCAUGAUCCUCAUCUGUGACAUGAACGAAUACAGACGAGUCAUUAAAGACUUUAAGAACCCUUUUCUUGAUGAGCUGUACGAGAGCCUUCAGACACUGUGCAAUAUAUUUGUGGUCAAGGCAGACAAUCUACAUCAAGUGUUAUCAGAGGAGCCCUACGUGAACUUUGACCGGGCAGUACUGCAAGCUCUGGUGGCUGCACGUGCAGACAACAAGAGUGCCAAACUGAGCAAAAUGUUCUAGCUGUAUAAUUGUAUAAACUGCCACUUGUAACCAUCAGACAUUUUAUAUUCCACAUUAAUUUCAAUUCACGAUACAAAUUAUACACAAGUCUUUAUUAUGUAACAA